UGCUUUGACCGGACAAACCGUCGGAAGACAUGUUGAUUUUUGUCAUGACUAAAACGAGUUGUCAAUCCGUUGCAAAGUGUUUUGUUUAGACAAAAUUGACCAAAAUUAUGCAGUAAAUCCAAUAAUAUUGUGUUGUACUACGAGACAACGUUAUAAUGUUUUAUAUGUAUAUACAUAAAUAAGUUUGGAAUAGAAAGACUAAAGUCCGAUCAUUGCUAAUUGACGCGGAGUACCCUACACACUGUCGCUGUUUUUGAAUGAAAUAACACAGCUUGUUGCACUGCAAAAUGCCCCGAGGUCGGGACGAUAUGCAAGUAAACGUGGCGGGCCUAAGGAGGAAUAUUAAAAAUCUCGCGCACAACUACUCUGAUGCUCAGGUGAAAGUGCGCGAGGCGACAUCGAAUGACCCAUGGGGCCCAUCAAGCACCCUGAUGGCGGAGAUCGCCGACCUCACGUACAACGUGAUGGCGUUCACGGAGAUAAUGCAGAUGAUAUGGAAACGUUUGAACGACCACGGCAAGAACUGGCGGCACGUGUACAAGGCGCUGGUCCUCAUGGAGUACCUGAUCAAGACUGGCAGCGAGAAGGUCGCCAUGCAGUGUAAGGAGAACAUCUUCGCGAUACAUACGCUGAAGGACUUUCAGUACAUGGAGGAGGGGAAGGAUCAAGGUCUCAACGUUCGCGAGAAAGCGAAGCAGCUGGUGAACCUGCUCAAGGAUGAGGAGAGGCUGAAGAACGAGCGCACGCGAGCGCUUAAAGCGAAGCAGCGGUUCGCUCAGAGCGCCAGCGCCUUCGGCAGCGACGGCGCGCUGGACACGCCCUCCAGCCCCACCUACCCGCCGACGGCGUUAUUUUCCUCAGAUGAGGUAUAUUCUUUUUUUAUUACGCUAGUAAUUAAUUCAUUAUCCAUUUAUGAUACUAUCUAUCGAAUACAAUCUGUGUUCGAGACUAUUCAAUCGGUCGAAUUCAAUAUGACAGGGUUUUUACUACUUAUGCAUGAUAUACAUUAA
Molecule: messenger RNA, 1010 nt
Organism: Diatraea saccharalis (sugarcane borer)
Lineage: Eukaryota; Metazoa; Arthropoda; Insecta; Lepidoptera; Crambidae
Source: the annotation of a GenBank genome assembly